AUGGUUAACAGCUUAGCCGCCCGGCUCGCGGAGCCUGCGCUUCCCGCACGACGGGCCCCGAUCCCGUGCCGUGCGCCGGAGGGGGGGGGGAGUGUCGGGCAGCGGAGCCUUUCCGGGGCUCUCCCGGGGGCCAGCGCAGCUGGGAGGGCGCGAAGGGGCUCGGGGCCCUUGGGCGGAACCGAGCAGGGGCUGUCCUGGGACCCCCGGCCCAACGAGAAGAGCCCCACCGGGCCGGUGCAGGCUGGCUGUGGGAGCAGCGGUGGAGACCCCCACCCCCUCCCGCGGGGCCCGGAUCCGGGGGAAGGCCGCGGGGCAGGAGGGCGCACGUCAGGAAGGCUGGGGCUGACCCACGGACCUGCAGGCAGGCGGGGGGGGGGGAUCCGAGGGCUCCGGGGACCUGCCCGGAAGAGGCCCGGUUGCUUGCCGGGAUCGACCCCCCCUCCUCCUCCUCGUGAGGAGCCAAGGGCUCGGGCCCCUUCAAGCCUCCGCGGGCUGCCGGAGGGGCCACCUGGAGGGCGGGGGGGGGGGGCGGGAUCCGCAAGAAUCCCUCUUGAUCCGGCUGUCUGGGCUGUAAUCCCCUCGCCGGGUAAUGAGAAGCAAAGCCGGCCUUCCAGGGGGCACGCGGCGGGCGGCCGGCCAACGCAAUCAAUUCGGCCGCGGCUUAACCAUCUGCUUAAAGGUUCGGCAGCCCCGCGCGGGGCUCCGCUCUCCAGCUCGGGCGGAUCGGCCUUCCGACGUGCCGGGGCCCCUUGCCUCCAGCCGCGGGGGGAGAAGAAGCGAGCGCGGGACGUCCCUCCCGGCAGGGUUGGCAAGGGGCGCGGGAGCGGAGACGGGGCGGGGCUGAGGCUGCCGGGGGGGCUGCAGCGGCGAAGAGGUGAAGCGCCGCCUCCUGCGCCUGGGCUGGCGGGGCCGGGGCUCGACGGCUCUGUCCACCAAUGCGGUGCUGAAAUGGCGCGCGGCGCCUCCCCCGGCCGCGAAGUGGCGGCGCGGCGGGUGAGCAGGAGGCGGCGGCGGAGCGGCGGGGCUGGUCGGCGGGCCCACUGA
This is a messenger RNA of Heteronotia binoei (common prickly gecko), 1044 nucleotides long. Its product is annotated as basic salivary proline-rich protein 3-like. The record is from RefSeq and is a predicted model, not a curated record. The transcript has a single exon. The coding region runs from base 1 to 1044 and encodes 347 amino acids. Lineage: Eukaryota; Metazoa; Chordata; Lepidosauria; Squamata; Gekkonidae.